Messenger RNA from Oncorhynchus masou masou (cherry salmon), 2643 nucleotides. It is a transcript of the gene sigirr, whose product is annotated as single immunoglobulin and toll-interleukin 1 receptor (TIR) domain. The transcript has 9 exons. Lineage: Eukaryota; Metazoa; Chordata; Actinopteri; Salmoniformes; Salmonidae. The coding region runs from base 232 to 1551 and encodes 439 amino acids. The record is from RefSeq and is a predicted model, not a curated record. Gene Ontology annotation, biological process: signal transduction.
UUCUGAAGGUUGACUUGAACAGGUGAGACGUCACGUGACCACCGUACACAGAAGUCAUUCAAGCAGUUGAACCGAGUCAUGCCUUGGGAGUUAUUAUUUUUUAUUUAACUAUAAUUCCUAAUGUUUUAUCCACUGGGGCUGGAUGAUACGAUAUAAUCCGAGGACCAUAGCGUGUGCCUUGCGAUUGAACACCCGGAAUAAGAAGGAAAGAGAACGAUUUUACCUUACAAAAUGACUUCGAAACAGUUGGCUUUCAUUCUGAUAUGUACUUUAUGGAACAGGAUAUCGGUGUGUGCUGGAGAAUCCCUGUGCACCCAAGCCCCAGAGUUUCAGUUGCCCCGUGGGGGGCAGUCUGAGGUGUGGGAGACCCUGGGUUCCUUUGUGGCUCUGAACUGUACAGCCGCGUUGUCCUGGAACCAGACGGACCAGCGGUGUGACGCUACCUCCCGGACACUGCUCUGGAGCAAAGAUGGGACCCCUCUCAACCUCAGCCUUUACCCACAGAACACAUCCACCUGGACUCCCAGCCAAUCCCAAAUGAUUGUGAGCAGUGUGCUGCAGGUCCAGGUUAGAGAGCAGGCUGACUUUGGCCUCUACUCCUGUGAGGUGAGGAACACCUCUGCUGACUUCAGCCUGCAGAAUACCGCCCAGCCCAGCCACACAGCAUCAGUGAUAGCAGCCAUCGGUCUCCUCCUGAUCCUGACUGUAGCUGCUGUUGUCUACUCCAGGUGUCGUCUCAAUAUCAAACUCUGGUACAGGAACUCCUAUGGAGACUAUGAGAUCAAUGAUGGGAAGCUGUAUGAUGCCUACUUCUCCUAUGUCAACAACCAAUACGACAGAAAGUUGGUCAACUUCAUCCUCAAACCUCACCUGGUGAACAAAUCUGGACAUAAGCUACACCUCAGUGAUAACAACAUCCUACCUGGGGGUGAGCCAUGUGCUGAGUUCCUGAUGAAUGUUAGUCACUGUCGGCGCCUCAUUGUAGUGAUGUCACAUGCCUACCUAGAACAGGACUGGUGCUGUAACAACUUUAGACAGGGCCUUCUGCACCUGCUGGAGCUGUCCCAGAGGCCCAUCAUCAUCAUCACAUUGGAGGGUCAGGUCAAACUCAUGAGACCCGAUGUGGUCCAGCAACUCAGAGAACACCAACACAAACUCACCUUGCUCACCUGGUCGGGAUCACACUCCAUGCUGCCGUCGUCAGUGUUCUGGAAGGAGUUGGCCCUGGCCAUGCCUCAUAGGGUUGUGUUCCACAGCCACACGGCAGGGGACCCCCAGACCCUCUUCCAAGACGAUAAGGACCCCAUGCUCACCCUCAACCCAGACUACCUGGACUGUCGCCCUGACCCUGACCCUGUUGGAGACCUGGGCCUUCGUCUCCCAGUCUACAAGGCACUGACAUCCAGAGCCCCUGUGCUGCCUAUGUUCCCCUCGGUCCCUGCAUCCCUGACUGAGUCCAAACUCUCGGAUAUAGAUGUAUCGGACCUGGGAUCGCGCAACUACGGAGCUCGCAAUGACUUCUACUGCCUGGUUACAGAGGACAACAUCUAAGAAAGACUGUAUAGCUUCUGAAGAAAAAAGGAGAACAAGAUCUCCAACUUCUACUCUUCACUCUUAACUUCAGUCUGAAUGUAAAACAGGUUCUCUCACCAACACUAUCUACAACUUCCCUGUGUAUGUUUCCAUAUUCAAGCAAGUGUUACAUUUUUUUCAAGUGAAUAAUUUUAUUCUUGGAACAAGUUUGAUUUUAUCUGUUUAUUGAGAUUUGUCCAUAUUUGAAACCUUUCACAUAUACACUGAGUGUACAAAACAUUAGGAACACCUGUUCUCUCUAUCCACGACAUAGACUGACCAGGUGAAUCCAGGUGAAAGCUAUGAUCCCUUAUUGAUGUCACUUGUUCAAUCCACUUCCAGCAGUGUAGAUAAAGGGGAGACAGGUUAAAUAAGGAUUAACCAACUCAAUAUCAAGGAGAUGUUUUGUACACUCAGUGUAUAAAAUUUGAUUUCAAUGAUCACUUCACUGAAAUGUUUUGAAUGACCUUGGUAGUUACACUACAUGUUAUUAUAUGCAAUUUGUAUAAGAUACCUGUUAUGUGAACUGUAUGUGGAAAGGUACAAGAAGUGGUUGAGUGGUCUACUGCAGUAGUCUGGGGUUUUGUUUUAAUGUUAAAGUGGAAAUGCAUUCAUUCUAAUUUUGUAAUGUUUGUUUAGAAUUAUGUUCAAUAGAAAUAUUUAUCGAUCAAAGUUACCCUUUCUGUAGUUUAGGGCAGUUUUCCAGCCCUUCUUCAUCUCAUCUUGGUAACUCAUCUUGGACGAGCCUUGGCUUGUACGAACCAAUCUCAUGUUUCUUUUUUGUAGGGGUUGAUACAAUUUUCCUUGGAGGAAAUAAAGUCAGUCAUUUUAAAGUGGAAAUUCCAAACUUUAGAAGCAUUUUUAAAACCUUGAACACACUACAAGUUUGCAUUUUCUUCUUGGUGUACAAGUAUACCUCCUGGACUGGAUGCUAUUCUAUUGCACAGUGUUACCCCGAAUCUGUCUCAUAAAUGCUGAAUGCCAAGCAGAGUCGCACGUGAUCUUUGGUAUGACUCGGCCGGAAGAAUAAACUCCCAGUGUUCCAAUCUCAGGGCGGACACCCGAACCACA